Molecule: messenger RNA, 870 nt
Organism: Pedinophyceae sp. YPF-701
Lineage: Eukaryota; Viridiplantae; Chlorophyta; Pedinophyceae
Source: the annotation of a GenBank genome assembly
AUGGGCUGCUUCGGCUUCAAACGGCGCACGCGCAUCGUCGAUCCGGUGCUCGGGGGCGAGAACGUGCGGUCCACGAUGUCGGGCCAGAGCACGAUGCCGAUUCGCGGCGCUUCGUCCAGGAGAGACAUCAUGAGGAUGGACACGCUCAAGGCCAAGUACUCGCAGCCCGUCGCGCGGCCCAAGGCCGCCACCAGCUCGGUCCACGGGCGGCAGAGCUCGGGCAUCGCACGGAUCAUGCCCGCCCCCUCGGCCAGCCGCACGGCACUGCACACUGGGUCGAGAACCACCGGGCCCAUGCGCUCCAUGAUCGAGACAGUCUCCGUUCCGCUGCAGACGGCCCCGUCCAUCAAGGCAGCCCCCGCCUCACGCGGCAGGAGCCCGGCUCCCGCGGCGAGCAAGUCCAUGCGGGUGUCGAGCUGCGCCCCCGGGUCCAGAGCAGCAGGGCUGCGGGUGCAGGUGCGCGAGGACGCUCGCCUCGGGAGCAUGAAGCAGCGCGCCAGCGAGACCACCCAGCUGAAGCCCGCGCUGCCGAGGUCGCGCUCCGUGACCCAGAGCCGCAUGUCGAGGGUGCCUAGGUCCACCGUCGGCGCGCACCAGGACUUCGUUCGAACCGUCUCCAGGAAAGCCCAAGGAGGCCACCGUCGCGGCGUGUCCUUCUGCGAGGGCGCCCUGUCCCCCCUGGCAGCCGAGGGGGGAACCAACCGCCACGUCGCCAAGGCGCUCGAACACGCCCAGCGCAUCCUGCUUGCCGAGUCGGACGACGAGACCGACCACGACCAGGCGCGGCACCAGGACUUCACGCAAGGCGGCGCGUACUGGACGGAGAAGAUGGGCGCCCACGAGCGCAUGAUGCGCCACGUGUGCUUCUGA